This is a messenger RNA of Arachis stenosperma, 1191 nucleotides long. RefSeq lists its product as uncharacterized. The record is from RefSeq and is a predicted model, not a curated record. Bases 1 to 1191 code for a protein of 396 amino acids. NCBI's taxonomy places the organism in Eukaryota, Viridiplantae, Streptophyta, Magnoliopsida, Fabales, Fabaceae. The transcript is spliced from 2 exons.
AUGGCUAGUGAGGAGAGUUUCGUAGUGUUGGUUCACCACAGAGGAUCCAUUAAGAGGAAAACUCGUUCUGGUGUGAAGUUCACUGAUAAGGAUCCUCUGUGUAUGAUCGUCAGGCCUACAACUAGGUAUGAGGACCUUGUUAGCUCUGUACUGCUGAAACUUGGUCUCGAAGGUCAUAUUUCAUUGUCGCCGGCAGUUUCCAGAGGUGAGGACACAGAACUGUUGGCAAAGUUGGUUGACGUGGUAUCCAGCUCGAGGGGUUCGAACCGGAAUACCACCACUUUAGCCACGUUAGCCGGUUCUAGCUCCAGACCUGCCGUUGCUUCUUCCUCCGUCCCUGCAUACGAGCCACCCGUCCAACCUAUUGCCUCCCCUUCGUUCGCUUUUGAUCUCAACGGCAGUGUAGGCGACGAGGUCGGAACAGGGGAAUUUCCACGAACCUCUUUACAUUGUGCUGCACCGGCUGGGGUUGGAAAUGGAUUUUUGGAUGAUCCAGAGGACGAUGAUGUCGAGUCGAAUAUGAUUGUUGAUGACAGUGGCGAUGAUGUCGGAGCAAGUGAGCCUGCUGGGGCGAGCGGUGAUUCUAGCUCUGGCACACAGCAGUACCCUCCAUAUUUUUCCUCUUUGUACUUAGAUGCCAUGAGGCAGGAGGGGGUUCCUGGGCAGCCGGCUAGAUUUGGCGCUAGAGAUGGUGAAGGGUCUGCAGGUCUGACAGAAUUUCAGGUUGGUCAGCAAUUUCAGGAUAAAGAUGAGGCCCUGUUAAGUGUGAAGACUUACAGCAUCCGUCGAGGGGUACAGUACAAGGUCGUGGAGUCUGACUAUCACCGGUAUGUGGGCAAGUGUUCUGAGUUCGGGAAUGGGUGCACAUGGUUGAUUUGCCUGAGUCUCCGACAGCGCAAGGGCCUUUGGGAAGUCAAACGCUACAACGGACCGCAUAUGUGUCUCGCCACCUCCAUCUCCAGCGACCACAGGACUUUGGAUUACCAUAUGAUAUCGGCAUUCAUUAUGCCAAUGGUUAGGGCUGAUGCAUCCGUCAGCAUCAAGGUGCUCCUAAAUGCCACCGCCGCACACUUUGGGUUUAGGCCGACGUAUAGGAGGGUCUGGUUAGCCAAGCAGAAGGCUGUUGCCCUCAUCUAUGGUAACUGGGAUGAGUCGUACAACGAGCUCCCAAGGUGGGUGUUAGGAGUCUAG